Molecule: messenger RNA, 531 nt
Organism: Rangifer tarandus platyrhynchus (Svalbard reindeer)
Lineage: Eukaryota; Metazoa; Chordata; Mammalia; Artiodactyla; Cervidae
Source: the annotation of a GenBank genome assembly
AUGUCCAUCGUGUUGGUGAUGCCAUCCAACCAUCUCAUCCUCCGUCACCCCCUUCUCUUCCUUCCUUCAAUCUUUCCCAGCAUCAGGGUCUUUUCCAGUGAGUCAGUUCUGCCCAACAGAUGGCCAAAAUACUGGAGUUUCAGCUUCAGCAUCAGUCCUUCCAAUGAAUAUUCAGGACUGAUUUCCUUUAGGAUAGACUGGUUGGAUCUCCUUGCUAUCCAAGUGACUCUCAAGAGACUUCUCCAACACCACAGUUCAAAAGCAUCAAUUCUUCAGUGCUCAGUUUUCUUUAUGGUCCAACUUUCACAUCCAUACAUGACUACUGGAAAAACUAUAGCUUUGACUAUGCAGACCUUUGCUGGUAAAGUAAUGUGUCUGCUUUUUAAUAAGCUGUCUAGGUUGUUUAUAGCUUUUCUUCCAAAGAGCAAGUGUCUUAGUUUCAUGGCUGCAAUCACCAUCUGCAGUGAUUUUGGAGCCCAAGAAAAUAAAGUCUGGCACUGUUUCCAUUGUUUUCCCAUCUAUUUGCCAUGA